AACCAAGUGGUAUUGUAACAACAGAAGCUAGGGUUGUUACACCUGAACCAAGUGGUAUUGAAACAACUGAAGAGAGCGGUAUUGAAACAACUGAAAUCAUCACUUCUAAUCUAAAUAGAGAAUCGACAAUGGCUUCACUUGUAUUUGAUGGUUUGCCAACACUAAAUGAAAUUCUCGCACUUCCACGUCAGCCAUUUACAGAAACAAUCAAAAUCACCGAUACGUGUAGUGCCAGAAUUGUUUUUGAAGGUUGUUUUGUAUUCGUGAAUCCGAUUCCAGAAAAUUGCCUGGGUGUCGAUAUGAUUAUUAAACAGGUUUUUGGUAACUUUAAUGGUCUUGACUCUGCUCUGCAGAUUGGAUCAAUUGGAGAGAGUCCAACUCCGUUGUCAUCGCUCACGUUAAACCAAGUUGUUGUUGAUGUUUGUCAGGAGAAUAUUUCUCUCUCAGCAUCAGAUCUAACUGAUGAUGUCAUAACUAUUAUUCCGUCAUUUCUAAGCGUGACUGACUUGACAAUAGAUGCAUCUAUUAUCGUUCCCACUGAGGCAAUAUCAGUUUCGUUUAAUGCCGUGUGGUCAAUCGCCGGUGUAACAUUUAAUGUUGCCGCUACGGUUGCUAAUGCUAAUCAGUAUGAGAUAGUUGCAACUCCAACCACUCAAACUGUCUCGAUGGAUACUCUGUUGGGUGGUCUGUCAGAAGCCUUGGUUCCAGGUGACAGUUCCAGUGUUGCAAACUUGUUUGAUGAUUUGAACCUUGAUCGUAUUGUUAUAAGUAACCCACAGCUGAUCGUUAAAUCUCCUAAUUCCAGCAGCAUCGGGAUUCAGUUUACAUUUACAUCAGAUGUAUCAGGAUUGGGAACGCUUGACAUUAUGUUAAACUUCAAUCGUGUAAAGGGAGAUGAAGGGGACUUUGAAAAUACGUUAUCAAUGACCGUUCUCUUUAAAGACAUAAGACUUUCUGCAGUUGUUUUGCAUCUUUUAAGUCUUGAUAUUUCUAAAGUCCCUGUUAUCGGUAGCUUACACUUCCCCGAAAUGGCAGUAAUAGUGGCAUCAGAUAAUGUUACAUCACCGAUAGUUUCGUAUAACUCUGAAUCGGAGGUGUUAGCUUUGCUACCUUCCAUAUACAAGGGCAUAACUUUGCUUUUUACUGCAAGCGUUGGCGACGCUUUUAGCUCAAAUUUUAUGGUAAGACUAGCUCCGCCGAAUAAAACAAUUCAUUUUGAAGUGCUACCUGGUUCCGAGACUUCAGUCAAAGACCUUAUCUAUCUAUUUCUUGGAACUAUACAAGUUGAGCUUCCACCGAACUUUUUCCUGGUCGACUUUCUUGAUAAGUCACUAUCGGGUAUGAGUUACGAUGGGGAACUAAAUACUCUCACAAUUCCCGUUAUACUCCCCGAUCAAAUCACAAUCAUUGAAUAUGUGUUCGAAAUAGAAAACCCGGAAGUUGAAUUCAUUAUUGGUCUUGGGACGCCUAAAACUUUAAGCUUUGAUGUUAGGGGACGUUGGGUCAUAAAGGACUAUCCAGUUGAUUUGUCAAUAUCAAAACCCCCUGGUGCUAAUGAGUUUAUUGCCACGGCUUGUCCUGAGAAACCUAUAGAAGUAGGGAUAAUAAUGGCGAAACUCGCUGGACAGUUCCUUCCAAAUGGUCUGGAGGAUAAACUACGAAGUAUAGGUCUCACUACAUUUUCAAUUGAAGAGCCGUGUUUCGAGGUAAUUACUGGUAGUAACUUUGGAGCUAGAGUUUGGGGAAAUGCAGUUAUAGGAAGUUGGGACAACACUAAGGUUGAAGUACUUGGGGUUCAGGCUAGUGGGGCUAUACUGAUGGCUUUGGGGGUAGUCCUUGAGAGAGCCAAACUGAGUGAUGUUGUUGAUAAACUAUCAGGAAAUACUGUAAACUUCGUAGGUCAUCGUAUAUUUGAUGACAGUAUAAUUGGAUUUAUCACUUCUACACAUGAUAUUCCGAAUAUUGGCAGUGGUGAACGUAAAUUUACGAAACUCCCGAUGCUCAGUGAUACAACCAUAAUGAAAGGGAUAAGCCUGAUGGCGCAGCUUAAAAUUCCCGAAAACUGCUAUUCUGAUAAAUUCUGUGGUGUACUGAAGAAGUUCUUCGGAUCAGGCUUUGCAGCUGUUCUUAAAGGUCGACUUGCAAUUAACUUCCUUCAGCUUGAGGUGACAGUACCAAGUGAAAUAGAACUUAUUGAAGGCUUCACGUUAUCUGAUGUUGGUUUUAGAGUUAAAGCAAGAGCCCCUACAUUUGAAAUUGGACUCAUGGCUACUUUGGAGGUUGAGAACCCACCUCUUGUUUUUAUAGGCUCAAUAGGUGUGUCAACAACGGGCGGUGUGGUAGCAGAGCUGGCCGUGGCUGGAUGUUUGAAAAAUACAUUCCUAUUGUCCAUUGUUAGGUUAUGCGAUUUGCACAUACGACUGGGUGUUACUCCAGAGCCUACUUUAAUAUCAGAACUAGGCGUCGGGGCUAACGCAGAGAUCGGUGUGUUCAACAAUCCAAAAGCUCGUCCAUUCCGUGCCAUUGUGUAUAUUGGCUUAUAUAAGUAUGCCCCGACCCAAAAUUACUUUCUCGGCUCAAUAAGUUCCUUAACUAUUCCUGAUAUACUAGCAGCAUUCGGCUCUUUCCCCUCACUUCCAAAAGCUCUUGAUGAGAUUGGUUAUCCAGAGGGACUUAAUAUGUCAUAUGCAAUACAAUCGAGGACGCUCCCAAAUGGUGUUGUCAUCCCAAGUGGUCUACGUUUUCGUGGAAUCCUACAAAUUCUAGCUUUAAAGGUAUCAACUGUUAUGCGUAUAGACAUUAAUGGCAUUUUCAUAUCUGUAGUUGUCAAUAGGCUUGAAAUUGGUAGAGGUCUUAUUACGGUUGAAGGCACUGGUGGUAAAUCAGGUCCUGAACUCUUUGUGGAUGUCGGAUGGAAUCGUCCCCGUGCUAAGAUUGAUAUCAAUGGUAGAGUCUGUGUUCUUAAGAUAUGUGCGUCAAUAAACAUUACCAUAGACGCAAGGGGUAUUCAUUUUGAAAUUGAUGGCAACAUAUUGGGUCUAUUUGAAGCACAUCUAAGGUUGACAGGUAGUUACUCAACACUUGCAUCUUCUGAAUUUAUGGUCGAUGGCCAAUUCAAACAAACCUUUCUGGAUUUUCUGAAAAACAAAGUAACGGAUGCUCUUAGUAAGAUAAGUGGUUUGUCGACCAAAGCUGUAGAAGAGGCCCAAGAAGUUGUUGAUAAACUUGAUGAGAAAGUUGAAGAGGCUGCCAAUAAAUUACGUAGUAAAACAGAUGAGGUCGACCGUAUUCAGAACUUGUUGGAUGAUAAAGCGGAAAAGAUUGGCGAUCAAAAGCAGAAGGUUAAUGAUCUUGAGAGGAAAUAUCAAGCUGCUCUACAAUCAUGGCGGGAAAAAGUUGCUGCUUUCACAGCGCAAAAAGAAAAGUUAAGCAAAACCAGGGGGAAGAUCAGAGAUAUUGAGGAUAAUUGUCCAUCAGGAUGCAAACGAAGAAAAAGGCGAGGUAUUGGGUUUAGUGAUAUCAAACUCAAGAAAGAGGACGCGGCAGAGACACCCCAGGAUACAAAAUCAAAGCGGGAAGAUCCAGGUGCGACAGACAACUCACUCUUGGCAAAAGUUAAGAUCGGCAAAGCGGAAUCCAAUUGUUUUUUGCGCUCCUCCAGUAGUCGCAUCAUUAGUGCAAUUGUAGCUAAUGGCUUGAAACAUCAGCCAGUCAAAAAGGCAAUCGACGUGCCUCUACGUCGUAAACGUUUCUUGGGAAGAGUUGGCAGAUGGGUAUCACGUGCUGCAGAAAAUACACGAGAGGCUGCUAGGAGAGCGGCUAAUGCAGCGGAAAGAACAAGAGAAGCCGCGUUAAGGGCAGCUGCAAUUGCGAGGGAGAGAACAAGGGAAGCAGCCGUCAGAGUCGAACGAACAAGGGAAGCAACAAGUAGAAUAGCUCGUGAAAGGGCAAGAGAAGUUGCAUAUCGUGCUGAAAAGGGGAGAGAAGCUACAGCGAGAGUGGUCAGAGAAAGGGCAAGAGAAAUCAGGGAAAGAACAAGAGAAGCGGCGGAAAAAGUAAGAUUAGAAAGAAUUCGUGAAGUUGCCGCUGAAAGGGGAAGAGAAGCUGCAAAUGCGGCAAGAGAACGUGUCAGAGAGACUACUGAAAAAUUGAGACUAGAUAAGAUAAAGGAGAGAGCAAGAGAAGUUGCAGAGAAAUUAAGAUUAGAUAAUAUAAAAGAGAGAGCAAGAGAAAUAGCAGAAAAAGCGAGACUAGAUAAGAUAAAAGAGAGAGCAAGAGAAGUAACAGAGAAAUUGAGAUUAGAACGUGUAAGAGAAGGCGCUGAAAAUGUCAGAGAAAUUGGAGUUUGCAAGGCAAAAGACGCAGCUCGACUUCUGUGUAUUGCACCAUUGGCAGGAUUGAGACUUACAUUGAAGGGGUUGGAAGGGACUAUAUCUGGUUUGCAGAAAGCUGUAGAUGUUGCAUUGAAAAUUGCACAAGACAAUAACAUCCUAUUUGAGGCGGCAAGGAAAACUCUGGAUGGACUUGAGAAGUCUAUGAAAGUGCUGUCUGAUUCACUAGAUGGAGCUAAGGUUGCAAUGAAUGCGGCGGCAGAACUAGUAGAACAGUCGACAAUUGCGUUUGAUGCGGCAGACAAGGUCCUCCAGGGAAUUAAGAAAACACACGAAUUCGGACUUAAUGUUGCGUCUAAGAUCGCUAAAGUGGGACUUGGUGGAUUGAUAAACAUCAAAGGUCUAAGAUUCAAAGUAAAUCUACCGGAAGCGAACAGUGGAGAGUUCGAAGGAACUAUGGUGGCAUCGUUUGUGGUUGGACCAGACCAAAGCUUUUCGUUCAGUGUAAGACUGUUCUCCAUUAAUCAAAUGGUUGAUGUCUUGGUGGAAAAAGUGAAAGAGUUUAUCAAAAUUUAAUCUAAUUAAACCGAUACCUUGAUCGAACUCCGACAACUGGACUAAAUAUAGCUUUCUUAUAAAAUGGUUGAUGAGAACCCUGUGAUGAUGGAAGAUGUUCAAAACGUUGAUGACUGUCAAUUCGAAUACAUAUUUACUCUAGAUAUUGGCUAACAAUAAAUUAUACAAUCGCUUCGUAAUUCAAAAAGAUUACCUGUUAUGAAUGUCCUUGCAAUCGGAAUACAAUUUUAGCUAUCCGUUGGUACUACUAUCACCUCAUUAAGAAUACUGUAAAUCACGUUAAUAUCUAGACAAUGUUGCUAUGCAAAUCUAAAUGAGAUGAUCACAUCUGGCUUUUUUUUCUAACAAUUAAGCAACUUCAUACUUCAUCUCAGAAAAUCAAAAUAUCUUUAUUGUUAAAAGUUGAUAUCCAUAUUUAUUCACAAACAAUCUCACUUUAAAUAUAUACAGAAUACAUAAAUAAACA
Messenger RNA from Owenia fusiformis, 5373 nucleotides. The record is from the annotation of a GenBank genome assembly. Lineage: Eukaryota; Metazoa; Annelida; Polychaeta; Sabellida; Oweniidae.